This is a messenger RNA of Eutrema salsugineum, 1845 nucleotides long. Its product is annotated as F-box/LRR-repeat protein 4. Gene Ontology annotation, biological process: SCF-dependent proteasomal ubiquitin-dependent protein catabolic process. Lineage: Eukaryota; Viridiplantae; Streptophyta; Magnoliopsida; Brassicales; Brassicaceae. The coding region runs from base 201 to 1664 and encodes 487 amino acids. Gene Ontology annotation, cellular component: SCF ubiquitin ligase complex. The transcript has a single exon. The record is from RefSeq and is a predicted model, not a curated record.
CUCCAUUUUUUUAUCAAGAACAAUUUGUGUCUCUUGCGUAAACGAAGAAUCAACAACACAACACAAGUGUCAAAAGCAAAGCCAAGAGACACAAGAGGAACACAAAACGUCCAAAAACCCAAACAAAACCUCAGCCAAAACUUGUUCUUUCUUCGUCUGUUUCAAUUCGAUUUCCAGAGGCAACAAAACUUCCCCCAAAAAUGGAGGAAAUUCUGUUCGACGAGAUUCUCCACGAGAUAUUUACGAGAUUGCCAUCGUCUCCUCCAUCUUCGUUACCCACUUACGAAUCAGUUCCUCUUGUAUCCAAGCGAUGGCUUCGUCUCUACAGAGCCUCAAAGACUUCCUUGUCCUUGCGAAUCAACCCUCACGACAGCUCGGUAAUUACCCUUUUGCCCUCUAUCCUCCGUAACCAUCCUUGUCUCUCUUCCCUCUCUCUCGUCUGGUUCAUCGACUCCAAAAUUCCGAACCAAUUUCGCUCGCCUUCCGAUGCUGCCGCGGCGGAACCGGUUUUCAACGACCAUCUCAUCUCGAUCGUCUCUUCCUCCUGCUUCAAUCUCCGAAAGCUCUGUUUUUUAGUCAACCCAGUUCCUUCAUCUUCCUUGCUUCCUUUCUUUAGUCAAUCUCUCACUUCUCUCUCUCUCAAAUUGUAUAGACCCGUUUCCUUCGAUUGGGUCGCUUCGUUUCCGUCUCUCAAGGAACUCUCUGUCGAUGUCCACUCGGGAAACUCUUCGAAAUCCGGGUCAAACCCUGACCCGGAAGUUGUCGAGUUGGGUCUGGAGUCGAUUUCGUUAACCGGAAUCCAAUCAGACGAUACCGGAGUUAACUGGCUGUGGAAGAGAUGCAGAAAGGUAAAGAAACUGAGUCUAAAAUCUUGUGGAACCAUUGGAGAAACCGAGUUUUUCGGUUUGUGUCUAAAGAAUCUUGAAGAGAUUGAGCUUAGGACAUGUAGGAGUAUAGUUGAUGUUGUUCUGCUGAAAGUUUCAGAGACUUGUGAAUCUCUCAAGUCUCUGUUGAUUCAUGAUGGUGGAAACAAAGAUGGAUUGGUUUAUUUCAUGAACAAUGCGAGAUGUAAUGAUACUUUGCAGAAACUCGAUUUGCGUUUACCUAUGGAUUUAGUCGACGAGCAUCUCGUCUCUCUCGCUGCGAAUUUCAAAUCUUUAUCUACUCUUAGGCUUACAAGCUGUUACUUUGUGACUGGUCAUAGUUUAAAGGUGUUAGCUUCAAGCUUUAGCUGGACUCUUGAAGAGCUUUCUUUGCUUAGCUGCGACGCGGUCGAGAGAGAACGCGGUUUGUUGGCGACAUUAGGACAGCAUUUGGGGAGAUUGAGGAAAUUGGAACUGUCGUUUAAUGAGUGGUUAUUCGUUAAAGAGUUAGUUUCGAUGUUAGCUUCUUGCAAUGGCUUGGUUGAGCUGAACUUGAGAGGAUGUAAGAACUUGACAGGUUCAGUGUUGGUUGCUCUGAACAAGAGCUGUGUGAAGUUGAGGGAUUUAGACAUUGUAAGUUGUCGAUUGAUUCAGGCUGGUGAAGUGGAGGCUUUUGUGCUGAAUUCACAAUGCUUGAAGAAGAUUGUGGUUGAAGAGAACAAGAUAACAGAGGAUGCAAUGAAAUGGGCUUCGAGUAAGUUCAUUGAAGUUGUUGCUCUUGAUUCAGAUGUUCCUUGGUGAUUACUUGGAUUAGCGUUUGAAGUAGAAAAGCAUUUGAUGUCCCCACACACGCACACACACACACACAAAAAAAACUAUCUAGUGUGAAGUAUAUGUAUGACAGUAUAGAACAUGAAUAAUAUGGAUACCCAAUGAUGUAUAUAUACUAUUACUGUAUAUAAGUUUGUUUCGGUUUAGUGAA